CGCACCCGGGUUGCAUACAGUGCGCGCGCGCGCGUCCUGCUGCACUCAGCUGUUUCAUUCUGUCUUUUUAUUCAAAUGUAAACUUUCAGAGAUGUAAAGAAAGACAUGCCACGUGCCAGUGUGUCUUGUUUGCAUAAAGAAACUUGCAGUCUGCUCUCCAUUGCUCCAAUGAUCAUCUACUGUGAACCCUGAUCGUGUGAACACUGCAGGCUGGGAAACGAUGUCACUCCCACAGGAGGUACUGGUGAACUUUCAAUACGAAUACACAACGCGGGACGGCAGGAAUGUGUCCAUCAAGCCCAACGAACGCUAUGUACUGGUGGCGAGAACCAAUGACCACUGGUGGCAUGUGCGCAAAGAUGAAGCAACCAAGCCUUUCUUUAUUCCAGCCCAAUACGUCACAGUGUUGCCCUCUGAAAAUAAAACUUCACAAUGUUCAAGUGAGCAAGAAGGGCAGGACACUCCUGAGCCAUAUUCUGACAUACUGCCCCCUGUCUAUUUGGACACAAGCAUUGAAGACGAAAAAUCCAUCGACACAGCUAAUGAAAAGGAUGAACAGUUUGUCUUUGAGCUUGAUAUUAGUCAAGAUGUUUUAACCAACACUUUUCCUCUAGUUGAAGGGGAAAGUUCAUACGCCGUCUCCCAAUCCCAUAUCCCCACUACUGACUUGCAAAGUACAGUAACAGAGCCCAGUGAAAAUCCUUAUAACGACCUCAACGAUGAUAUUAAAAUGCUCAUACGGGCAGGCUGGGACCCGAAAAUUUGGGAUUUCAAGGAGCAGAAUAUGUAUACGUCUGUAGAUCCAGUAAAGGAUUUGACGCCUCAGGGUUCUAAAGACAAUAAAGAGGACAUAGAAAUGCCAACGGUCUCUCCAGUUACUCCUUCAUCUACGUCCGCUUCAUUUUCUUCACAGCAAAGUCCUGUUUCUCCCACCAACAUGCCAUGUGUAUUCACAGACAAGGUUAAAGAUGACGAUCUGACAGCAGUUUAUGUAAACCUGCCCAGGUCACGCCAGAAGAGCGUCAGCAGCUUUCUCUCCCCUUCUGCUUGGGGAAUAUCAGAACCUGCUGAACUCCAAGACACGCUAGGCUCCGAGGGAUGGGAGACCCACACUGACGAGGAGAGCGGAAAAGAGUACUACUAUCAUCCCAGCACAGGCCGUAGCACCUGGGAUUACCCGCUCAGCCCGUCAAUGGAUUCUGAGGUGGGGACCAACGAGUUUCCCCUCUCCCCCGUUCCCUCCCUGUCUCCAGCCUGUUCACCCACAGAUGAAACAAAAUGGACCUCUGACUGGGAGAAGGUGCUUGAUGAGAAGAGUGGCCGACACUACUUUUUUAACCCAGUCUCUGGACAAAGUUCUUGGGACCCACCAGAUGACCUACUGACUCCUCCUUUAUCAGGCAACAGUCUGCAGGAAGGAGCACCGCCUCCCCUCCCUGAGGAAGAUUACCCUGCUGAUGAAGAUACUCCAUCACCUCCGGGGAAGGGAGAUUCUUACUCCUUUGCCGGUUCUUCGGAAUACUCAUUGGCCCACGUGAAAAAAGCUGUCAUUCCCAGGGCAUGUCUAGACCGCAGUGCUCCUGCAGGCUGGACGUUGAGCGUCGACUCUGAUGGAGUCUGGAUCUUCACUAAUGAUCAUACACAGGAGCAGUGGAUCAAGUCACUAGAUGAUCGGGGACAGACGUACUACUACCAGAAAGAUGGCUCCAAGUCUGAGUGGAACUUACCCGAUCUUUCUGCCAGUUUGAGACAGUGCCAAGUGGGAAAUGGUGGGAGCUGGAGGAAUAGCACAGGAUCUCAAGAUGAGAAACUUCCCUUUGUUCAUCGCAGGAACGCUUCAGACAGCGAUAUGUCUGGCUCUGUAGAAAUGCUGCACAAUGUGUCAAAUUUGGAGAAAGCUGGAAUCCUAAACAAGACCAAGAUAUCUGAGAAUGGGAAAAAAGUACGAAAAAAUUGGACUUUGUCAUGGACUGUUCUUCAUGGAGGGGUUUUAACAUUCCACAAGGACCCAAAGUCCACCCCAUCAGGAACAUCGAGACAGACCAAUCACAUAGUUACAGAAUUCACUGUGGAUCUGAAAGGAGCAACAAUUGGAUGGGCCGCCAAGGAAAAGUCUAGCAAAAAAAAUGUGAUGGAGCUAAAAACUCGGGCUGGAACAGAAUUUCUGAUUCAGUACGACACGGAAAGCAUCAUCACUGACUGGCAUAAAGUAAUAACCGACACCAUACGGCAACUCGACGUGGAGCAGCACCACUCAGAAGAUGACGAGGAAGCCAGCGAAAAGUCCUCCAGCACAGAAAAGGAAGACAAAUCGAAUGUAGACAAAAGGAGGAUGAGCAAUGGUAAUAUAGUAGGUAGGCAGCUAUCCUCUAGUUCCACGGCGGAUUCAGACCCGAAGAAGGUCCGCAACAAGCUCCGCAAGUUUCUUCUUAAGAGGCCUACUUUGCAAUCAGUCAAGGAAAAAGGCUAUAUUAGAGAAAACGUGUUUGGCUGUCACCUGCAAAACCUCUGUGACCAAGAGAGGACUACAGUGCCUAGCUUUGUAAUGAAGUGCAUCAGGAAUGUAGAGAAAAGAGGUUUGGGGGUUGAUGGGAUCUACAGAGUUAGUGGGAACUUGGCUGUAAUCCAGAAGCUACGUUUCAAAGCUGAUCAUGAGGAUCUGGAUCUGGACGAGGGCCAUUGGGACAUCCAUGUCAUUAGUGGAGCUUUGAAACUCUUUUUCAGGGAACUACAAGAGCCCCUGUUUCCUUACAGUCACUUUAAUAGCUUUGUCCAGGGCAUAAAAAUUCCAGACUACAACAGCAGAGUGACCUAUAUACGUGAUCUGGUGAAAUCUUUACCAUCAUACAAUCGUGACACAAUGGAGGCACUCUUUAGCCAUUUAAGGAAAGUUAUCGAGCAUGGAGAUGAAAACAGGAUGACUUUACAAAAUGUCGCCAUUGUCUUUGGCCCAACGUUGCUCAAGCCUGAAAUGGAGUCAGCAAAUAUAACUGCGUACAUGGUCUUCCAGAACCAGAUCAUCGAGUUCAUCCUCAGUGAAUUUGAAACAAUCUUCCAUACGUAAAAACCCUAAAACACAAAAUAAUAAUAAUAAUAUUAAUAAAAGACUAUGCCAGUGGUAGUUCCAUGAUCAUCACAGAUUAUGUGAAAAAAUAAGAAAUAAAAGAAAAAAUUUAUAAGGAUCAGCUGUCAUUAUACAUUUUCUUGCUGUGAGACAUGUUAGUAUUUUGGGCAUAGUAUUUAUUUAACCUAUUAAGUGCACUAGAUCAUAUUAGCCCUAAAUGCACAUUUAUUCAUAAUAAACUUAAAAAAGAAUCUAUACAAUACCCUACUGUAAAAGAAAACUGUAAUUUGUUUUAAUUAAAUACCGCUGUUUUAAUAUAAUGUGAAAUGUUUGAAAAUAUGCAAACCAUAAAUGUGCAAAAUGUUUUUUAAUAUUAGAAUUAUUUAUUACUGAAGUUCAGGCAGCUGUUCUCAGACAUAAUUAAUCCUGUGAGUACUGCAUAGGCAUAGUCUUAUGUAAUUCUGGUAAUGACCACUUACUGUACCUCAAACCGUGAAUUUCUUUUUUUUUUCCUCAAAUGUAAAAUUGUGUUGUGAAUAUAACAGCUUGAGUGUUAUAUUUAGCCUUAAUAUGGAUAAAUCCCUUGUUCUGAACUAGAUUCAAGCUAGUUAACUCUGUUCAGUAAUCCUACAAAUAGUUUGACCUAUUACUUUACAAUUAUAUUACGUGAAAAUAGCAUUUUAGCUGAGGAUUUUUUUUUUAUUGAUACUGCCAUCUUUACUUAUCUAAAAUAUAUUAGCAUAAAUGGGUGACAGUAGAUUACUUGUACAGUCUUUAGAGUUAAAAAAGUUCUAUAUAUAUUUAUUAGUACAAUAGUAAAUCUUUACUCUGUAAAAUUGGUUUGCACAUAGACAGAGUUUUAUCCAGAAUUAAAGAAAGAACAUAGUUGUAAAGGUUUGUAAAGCAUUAAUUUUUUUAUAUAAAAUAAGUAUGUUUGUGUUUUGAUCAUGUACAUAAAAACGGCAUAUUUAUGCUACACAUUGCUUAUAAAAAAAAGUUUAAUAAAGUAACUGUUU
Clarias gariepinus (North African catfish) is the source of this 4080-nucleotide messenger RNA. It is a transcript of the gene arhgap27, whose product is annotated as Rho GTPase activating protein 27. Lineage: Eukaryota; Metazoa; Chordata; Actinopteri; Siluriformes; Clariidae. The transcript is spliced from 18 exons. Gene Ontology annotation, molecular function: protein binding. Gene Ontology annotation, cellular component: cytoplasm. Gene Ontology annotation, biological process: regulation of GTPase activity; signal transduction. The record is from RefSeq and is a predicted model, not a curated record. Bases 221 to 3064 code for a protein of 947 amino acids.